Molecule: messenger RNA, 450 nt
Organism: Meloidogyne enterolobii
Lineage: Eukaryota; Metazoa; Nematoda; Chromadorea; Rhabditida; Meloidogynidae
Source: the annotation of a GenBank genome assembly
AUGAUUUUUUUUAUCAUUUUAGAAAAAGUAUGGUUUGCUGGUACUUCAAAUGUUCAGAUAUUUAAUCUUGCUCCAAAUUCAUCAAUUCAUUUAUCAUUUGACAGUCCAAAAUCUGUUGAAAAUACUCGGUCAAAUUCAAUUAUUUAUUUUUCUAUUGGAAUUAUUUUACUUGGAUUGGCAGAAGAAGAAAUUAUUUUUUCUAAUAUUUCUAAAAAACAAAUUAAUAUAUUCUUUAACCGAUUCGAGUUAAUAUUUUCGUCAUCACCCAAUAUUUUUGUUUAUUUUUUAAUGGAAAAUGAUGAACGCUGUUUACUUACAUUUAUAGCAAUAAUGAGGUUACAUUCAUCAGAACAAAACAAAAUAUUACUGCCAAAAAUGUUAGAUCCAGAAUUGAUUUUUAUUGUUUUAUUGAAGAAAAUUAAUUUUGAUUCUUUGGUUAGAAAUAAUUGA